Molecule: messenger RNA, 956 nt
Organism: Pipistrellus kuhlii (Kuhl's pipistrelle)
Lineage: Eukaryota; Metazoa; Chordata; Mammalia; Chiroptera; Vespertilionidae
Product: kallikrein-9
Exons: 5
Coding region: 153-956 (267 amino acids)
Biological process (GO): proteolysis
Molecular function (GO): serine-type endopeptidase activity
Source: RefSeq, a predicted model, not a curated record
CAGCAGGCAGGCAGUCAGCUCUUUCUAACAGGGGAUCCCCCUGCCAAGCCUCCUUCUCAGGCAUCCAGUCCAGGCCCCAGGGUUUCCUCCUCCCCCAGCCACAUUUCCCAACCCCAAUUAAUCACAGGGUGGCCCCAGGGAGGAGGAAGGCGAUGACAUGGCUAACCAUAAAGAAGCAGGGACAGCAGAGCCGGACGCCAGGACCCAGGCACCCAGAGGUCAUGAAGCUGGGGUUUGUCUGUGCUCUGCUUUCUCUGCUGGCAGGGAACAGCCGGGCAGACACCAGAGCCAUUGGGGCUCAGGAAUGCCACCCCAACUCGCAGCCCUGGCAGGCAGGCCUCUUCUAUGUCACGGGGAACCCCUACCGCUUACUGUGCGGGGCGACCCUCAUCAGUGACCGCUGGCUGCUCACAGCUGCCCACUGCCGAAGGCCGUAUCUGUGGGUCCGCCUCGGGGAGCACCACCUCCAGAAAAGGGAGGGCCCAGAGCAGCUGUUCCGGGUCACGGACUUCUUCCCCCACCCCGGGGAUGACGUCAUGCUGAUCCGCCUGCCCAGGAAGGCACGCCUGGAACCUGCCGUGCAGCCCCUCAACAUCAGCCAGACCUGCGUCUCCCCGGGCACCCAGUGCCUCAUCUCGGGCUGGGGGGCCGUGUCCAGCCCCAUAGUGCAUUUCCCAGUCACGCUGCAGUGUGCCAACAUCAGCAUCCUGGAGCCCAGACUCUGCCGGUGGGCAUACCCAGACCACAUCUUCAAGCGCAUUCUCUGUGCUGGCCUGUGGGAGGGGGGCCGCGGCUCCUGCCUGGGCGACUCUGGGGGCCCGCUGGUUUGCAACGGGACUCUGGCUGGUGUGGUGUCUGGGGGCUCUGGGCUCUGCUCCCGACCACAGCAUCCCGCCGUCUACAGUAGCGUUUGCCACUACGUGAAGUGGAUCAGAAAGACGAUGAAAAAACACUGA